AUGGGGUAUGUUGAUGGCAGGAUACAGGCAUCUAGCGUCACUGACUUAGGUUAUGACCAAUGGGAGAUUACUAACUCUUUGAUUAUGGGUUGGCUUAUUCGUUCGAUGGCAUUUGAGUUACGUCGCUUUAUUGAGAGCUCUAUUCAGGGGGAGCAGAUGGUUCUUCAGUACUUCACCUUCCUCACCAAUUAUUGGAAACGCCUUGAUCGCCUACAGGACUAUAAGCCUAUUUGCACUGCUGAUUUAGUCAAGUACAGGAAGUUCAUUGCACAAGAAAGGGUCUUCAAGUUUCUGGCAGGGCUCAAUAUAGAGUAUGAUCCAGUUCAAAGUCGGGUUCUAAGUAUGGACACUCUUCUUUUACUUCAGGAUGCAUUUGCCUAUGUAGAGAAUGAGGAGAGUCGCCGGUUUGCUAUGAUGUCCUCUGUCUCUACUGACCGCUCCGCAUUACUUUCUACUCCUAGAGAUGGCCUUAGCCUAACUCUCAUCCUUCCGUCUGCCACCAAGGACUCUGUAUUUUGUGAUUACUAUAAAAAACCGCGGCAUAAUCGUGAGACAUGUUGGAAGCUUCAUAGGACUCCAUCUAGGGGUCGAGGUGAUCGGUCUGGUGUUAGAGGAGGUCGGUCAGGCCAGUCUAGAGGAUGGGGUUCUCAUCUAGGGGCUCAUCAGUCUAGUACUGUUGAUACACUUGAUUUUACUUCCACUUCUAUUGGCUAA
This is a messenger RNA of Camellia sinensis, 714 nucleotides long. RefSeq lists its product as uncharacterized. The record is from RefSeq and is a predicted model, not a curated record. Lineage: Eukaryota; Viridiplantae; Streptophyta; Magnoliopsida; Ericales; Theaceae.